Molecule: messenger RNA, 168 nt
Organism: Mollisia scopiformis
Lineage: Eukaryota; Fungi; Ascomycota; Leotiomycetes; Helotiales; Mollisiaceae
Exons: 2
Coding region: 1-168 (55 amino acids)
Source: RefSeq, a predicted model, not a curated record
AUGAAGUUCACCAUUGUCGCUCUUCUUGCCAUCCUCAGCGCCGCGGUUUCAGCUGCUCCCAUAGUCGCCAAGUCCACAGAGGAAGUAGCAGUGCGCUCCGAGGAUAGCACCGACAAGGCUCCUUCCGCUUGUGGAGUGGAGGGAUCAUACACCUAUCUUUACUGCUAG